AUGCUGUGGGAGAACGCGGCGGCGGCGGACGAGGAGGAGGAGGAAGAGCCGUUGGAGCAAGUGCCGCACAGCGCGCCGUUUUCUCUGUCAAGCCCCAUCACAGGGACUGCGGGGGCGAUCAGUGCGAGGCGGAGCUGGGCGUGGCGCGAGAAGAUGAGGUCGCUCGGUCGACAAUUAAUGCCGCGACGCGGCAGCUGCGACGACCUGAACGUCGCAAUUGCGACGGCCUCUGUAACGCCGGCGAAGCGAGCGAAAUCGUUUCCAGAGUCGAAGGAGCGCGGCAACGAGAAGGGCGCGAGGCGCGGGCGGUCGCGCGCGGACAGCCGGGGCGUGUGGCGGAGCGUGUACGAGCCGCGGUGGCUGGAGGAGGGGCUGGCGGAAACCUCUGGCGACGACGAGCGGCGACCGCACGGCGCAAAUCGCAACGAAAUGGGAGUGCGCAACGACACGGCGCAGCGCGCGGGGGAAUCAGGGCUCGCGGGCAGGGAGGGUUCGGCGCGCUACCAGCUGUUGCGACAUAACUCGCUUCCCUGCGCUGCCGCUCCUUGGCGCACUGCCCCCUCCAUGCCGCCAACCCCCAUCCCCGUGCUCCGCGGUGACUCCGCCGCCCCUUCGGAAUGCAGCCCCACCGGCGGAGACGCCAGUGUCUGCUCGCCUGCCGAUUCCAAUGACAGCAGCGGCGAGAGGCGGAACACCGGAGCAAAGCGAGCGGAUUGGCGCACGUCGCGAAGAAGCCCCGCGGAAGGGUGGACUCUUUCGAGCGGCACACCAACAGAGGGCGGACAAUCGAGCGCGAAAUGGCGAUCCGGCGCAAUGCGCAUGGGCGGAGAGCAGGCGGACGUGAUUCGGGAAAAGGCAGUGACCAUGGCGGACGCUGCUGACGCUGUAGCGAGUAGCGAGGCUGCUUUCAAGGGAGAUGAAGCAUUGGGAGGGAGUACGGGGGCGGCGGAGGAGUUGGAAGAGGGGGCGGAGAGAGGAACCGAUGGGGGAGAAGCGGAGGGAAAGGGGGAAGGAGGGCAGGGAGGGGAGGGCGGGGAAGGAGAGGAGGGAGGAGGAGGGGGAGGGGAGGUGCCGAUGCCUCUGCGGGUGUACAUGCUGCCACUGACAGGCGAGCUCAACUUCCACGUACUGCUGGUACGACCACCCGCCACUCCUCAGUAUUGCACACCACACAGCCUUCCGUCUCUUCUUGUCACCAGUCCCCAUGCCGCCCCAUGCCAUUGCGCCACUCAACGGUGGCGCUUUGCGAACCGGGUGGCGGUGCAGCUGCAGCACGGCAUGCCGGCGGACUGGCAGUUCAAAGGCAACUCGCUGCGGCCUCGGGCGGACGGCGACGUGGUGGGGUUCAUGGUGCAGGACGAUGGGUGGAUGGAGGGCGGCCAGGGGGAGGGCGGAGGGGGAGGCGGAGGAGGGGGUGGAGAGGGGUUGGUGCAGGUGCCGCAGUUUGUGGAGGGGUUUGGGGUGCACAUAGAGCAGUACGCGGCCGAGUACUGGCUCACGCUCUCCCUGCUCGCCGGCGGGCUGCCCUCCGUGCAGCGCGUGCGGCGGGCAGAGGACGCCCACAUCAUCUUUGUGCCGGCCUUCUCCUCCGCCUUCUAUGCCACUCAGAUGAAGACCAAUGAGAGGCGGAGGCGGGCAGGCGACACGAGGAUACCAGAGGAGCAGCACUUGCUGGCCGCAGUGACACAGCACUCGCUGUGGGGGGACGGGGGCGGGCUGGGCGGAGGGGCCAGCCAGGGGGCAAAGGGGCAGCAGGGGGAGGGCGAGCUGCUGGAGAAGGUGGAGGUGGCGACUGGGAAGGGCUCACCUGGUGGCAGUGGUGCAGGGGAGGCGGGGCGGCAGCAGCAGACAACGGCUGCUGCGGGUGCUGAAAGGGGGGCGGAAGGGGAAGGAAGCGGACGCGGGCGAGCAGGCGCAGAAUGCAGCGCGGUGCACCCACAUGCACUGUCGACGGUGCGGCAUGAGGUGGCAGCAGCGCACAUGCUGAUGGUUGACUUCAGCCAGCCGGCAGAGCAGGUGGCGCAUUUAAACAAGGACGUGCUCGUGCCCUACUCUGCUCUCAUCCCGCCCUUCCUCAAUGACUCGCUGCCGGGGGAGACAGAGGGCGGGCAGGGCAGUGUGGGAGGGGCGGAGGCUGUGGCCGCGUGGGCGGCUGCACGGCCCACUCUGAUAUUCUUCAGAGGCACGCUCAACCGGCAACAGGGAGGGGCCAUGCGGGUGCAGCUGGCGCGGCUGCUGGUGAACGUGAGUGGGGCGGACAUAGCAGAGGGGUCACCGUUGCAGGGAGGGGUGCAGGCGGCCACAGCAGGCAUGCGCGCCUCCAAGUUCUGCCUCGUGCCUGAAGGCGACACGGCAUCAUCAUGCCGGCUGUUUGACGCCAUCCUAUCGCACUGCAUCCCGCUGGUCGUCUCCGACUCGCUGGACCUGCCAUUCGAGGAAGCCCUUGACUACACCGCCUUCGCCCUCUUCCUCCCACAGGCCCUCGCCCUCCGCCCCGGAUACGUCGAGGCCUUCCUGCAAAACGUGUCGCACGAAUCAGCAUUCGCCAUGUGGCAGCGGCUGAGAGAGGUGGCACACCACUUUGUCUACUCCACGCCGCCCACGCCCGGAGGGCGGAGGACAUGA
This is a messenger RNA of Closterium sp. NIES-65, 2625 nucleotides long. NCBI's taxonomy places the organism in Eukaryota, Viridiplantae, Streptophyta, Zygnematophyceae, Desmidiales, Closteriaceae. The record is from the annotation of a GenBank genome assembly.